This is a messenger RNA of Paramecium pentaurelia, 1819 nucleotides long. Lineage: Eukaryota; Ciliophora; Oligohymenophorea; Peniculida; Parameciidae. The record is from the annotation of a GenBank genome assembly.
AUGUCAACCAUGGUAUGCACUACAAAAGGAUGUCAACAUAAAACCUUAUGUUCAGAUUGUAUAGUCACUCAUCCUAAAAAUCAUUUGGCGGCAAUCCUACCAUUAAGAGAUUUCGAUCCUUCUAGUUAUUCAGUACCAAAAACUAUAGCCAGUAUAGAUAUUCAUUCUAAUAAUAGAGGAUUUAAGCAUUGUUAGAUAAAGAAUGUCAAUGUUAUAGAAUCAUUUGAUAUAAACUAGAGAAAUUCGAAAAUCUGAAUGUAAAAGAUUAUAAAAACAUAUUGUCAAUUACUUUACAGAUGAAUUAGAUUGUAUAUUUAAACAUUUAUUAAAUAGCUUUUAUUAAAACUGUUAUUCUUUAAAUUGAAUAAUUUUACAAUGAAAAACAUACAAAAAUUGCAGAAGUUACUUAAAAUUGUGAAGAACAUAUUAAUAAAUUGAAUUCAAUUAUUAAUGGAGAAGUAGAUGAUUCUAGAAAAUUUGAUUUCUUAUUAGAUUUAUAAGAAAAAUUAUUACAAGUUAUUGUACCUACACUUACAAAAUAAGCAGAAGACUUAAGCAGAUCAAGUAUAAGUAGUGAUAUUUUAAUAAAUUAAAAUUUUGAAAAAGCUAUAUCAGUAGUAAUAGAAAAGGCCUUUGUUGUCAGUAACAUAUUAAAUACUGAAAAGAAACCUGUUGUAAUGGAUGAACCUGAAUAUGAUUCUUUGACUAUUUUUAAAGUCAAUCUUAAAAAUUAAUAAAAGAAUCUAGACUUUUAUAAGUCUGCCAUUCAACCAUAUUUACAUACUGAUUUACUUGGAAAAGAAUAUAAAGUUCCUUAAAGUUCAGAUUUUAUACCAAAGUAUUACAUUAGAUUUAAUAAAGAACAGUUCCAAAAGAUACACCUUAAUUGAAUGGAUUACCCUUUGAAAUAUUUAUUAGCUAAUAGAAACAUUUGAAUACUGUUGUUUAAGGUCAUUUAGACAUAGUUACUGCUGUUUGUGUUUUAAAUUUAAAUUAAAUUGCAUCAGCUGGUGGUGAGGGUAUACUGAAAUUUUGGGAUAUAGAUUCAUAAAUAUGUUUAGGAACAAUUGAAGCUCAUAAAGGAGAAAUUUGGUGUUUAUGUGCAAUAACAGAUGAUUUUAAUUAAGAUAUAGCUGAGAAAUUGGUAUCAGGAGGUAAUGAUAGAUUGAUACAUAUAUGGAAUGUUUAAUAUAUGACAUUAGAAUUUACUUUGGUUGGUCAUUUAGAUAUUGUGAAAAGUUUGUGUUAUCUAAGAAAGUUUUAAUAUAUUUGUUCUGGAGGUGGAGAUUAUAGAAUUAAGAUAUGGAAUAGAGAUAAAUGUUUUUAUACAAUAGAAGAUGCUCAUAAAAAGAUAGUUAGAACAAUUAUUUAAUUAGAUGAUGAUAAUUUUGCAUCUGGAGGUGAUUGUUUCAUUAAAAUAUGGAGUGCAUUUAAAGGAUAAUUAAAAUAUGAAUUAGCUCAUGGUGAUGAUGUUUAUUGUUUAAAAGAAUUACCAAAUUAAAUGUUGGCUAGUGGAGGAGCAGAUAGAAUAAUUAUUAUUUGGAAUUUAAGGGGAGGUUUUAAGGCUCAUAAAUUAUAAGCUCAUAAUGAAACAAUUACUUGUUUAGGAUUUCAUAAAUAUUUAUUUAGUGCAGGAUUAGACAAGACAUUAAGAGUAUGGGAAAUAAAGGAUUAAGCUACACUUGUAAAAAGCAUUAAAGUCCAUACUGAAUAAAUUAGUUGCAUAGCUGUUAAUCAAUAUAGAGAAUUAAUAAUAACUGGUAGUUGGGAUAAAAGAGUAAGAAUAGUAUCUUUAGAAUAUGUUAUUUAGAGAAAAUGA